This is a messenger RNA of Aspergillus heteromorphus CBS 117.55, 887 nucleotides long. RefSeq names its product dolichyl-diphosphooligosaccharide--protein glycosyltransferase subunit 4. The record is from RefSeq and is a predicted model, not a curated record. The transcript has 2 exons. Gene Ontology annotation, cellular component: oligosaccharyltransferase complex. Bases 282 to 461 code for a protein of 59 amino acids. NCBI's taxonomy places the organism in Eukaryota, Fungi, Ascomycota, Eurotiomycetes, Eurotiales, Aspergillaceae.
GUCAAACUGUCCUCUCCAAAUCCUGUCUGUCUCUCCCUCCAUCCAACUUUCCCCAGACCACCUCAUCAACUAACUUUCCUCGAGUCCGCAACCAACUCCGUCAUUACCUGUCGUCCUAUUGCGCCCGCACAACCCCCCAACAACCAACUACUACUACUACUACUACCACCAUAUCCAAUCCACUCCAGUCCUCGAUUCAAACCCUCGAACCUACUACCGCCCUCUCCCUUCCUCCCUCCUAUAACCUCCAUCCCCGAUACUGAUCUCCGUCUCCAUCCAAAAUGAUCACCGACAACGAACUUCACCGCCUAGCCGUCUUCCUCGGCAGCUGCGCCAUGAUGAUGAUCGUGCUGUACCACUUCCUCGACGUCAACGCCAAGGAGGAUUCCGAGGAGGAGGAGAACGUCAAGGUUCCCAAUACGGGAAAUAAGCAGGCUGUGGAGAGUGCGGCGUCGUCAUAGGGUUAUUCGUUGGUUUCGCUGUGGUUUCGUAUUCUGUUUAUGUUUGUUUGUGUGUUAUAAUACUCCUGCUGCUACUACUGCUAUUGUUUGUGUGUGUGUGUGUGUGUGCGUUCAAUUGAGUUGAAUUGAUGCGAGCGAUCGAGGAGGGUGGGGGGAUAAAAUUACAGGACCGACGAGAAGGUUCCCAUGGGAUGGAUGGGAUAGGUGGAUAGGUGGAUACCCCGGUGGUCGCUGUUAAUGCCUGUCUAUCUGUCCGUCUGUCCGCCGGGAGGAAAUAAAGAAGGAUAGAAAUAAGAAGGAUGGCCUAGACUUUUUGAUGUGGGUGUAGAUGUAGAUGUGAUGGGGACGUGUAUGGUACAUUGGGAUAGUUUCCAUCCAUUAUCCUCCCUCCCCAUGCGAGGUAGCAGUAGGUAAUUUACAAAGUCA